ACGCACAGCUGUUUCUCAUUUGUUAUGAAAUUUUGUUCAUUGUAUUUGAUACAUUAAAAGCAUUUAAAAUGUUGCGAUUAUUGAGAAAGGGAAGUGGUAUAAAACCAAUUCAUCCGACUUCUGUUUCUGCGGCUCGGUGUUUCGCACAAAAAUUGCCAAUUGAAGAUAAAGCCGGAGAACAGCAAAAUACAAACGAUCCUAUAAAAUUCUUUGGAAGCCAGGCGGCUACUUGGCGUGCGCGCGACACUCGCAGUGGGGGCAGCGAUGAGGCGCUGUGGUACCAGCCCUACGUAAUCUCCUUCAGCCUGGGCAUCUUUCUGCUCUAUUUUUGCGUUUUGCGCGAGGAGAGCGACGUUGAUCAGCGACUAGAGGGAGAUUUGUACGACCACGUGAGUGGAUUAGAAGAGGUGCAGCUAACGGUCAACUACAAAUACAAUAAAGAGCACGGCUUGGACACCAAAGAGCAGGAAAAGCGUCUUAUAGAACUGGGCGUUGAUUUGAGCCAACUGAAUGCUAAAAUGGCUGCACAAUAAUUUAAUCAAAUACAUAGAUGCCUGAUAUUCAGUUUUGCAAUGUCGAGGAAAUCAUGAAAGGGGAAUUUAAAGAAAAUCGAAUGUCUUUAAGCAUUCUAACAGAUCGAAAGCACGUUCAUGGAACAGAACAAACCUUUACAAUAGAGGAUUAGAGGGUUAUUUAUUAUACAUAGUUAAGAGGUUAUAUUUUGAUAUAUCUAGUAGGCAAGUAAUUAAAAAAUUGCAUAGCUAAUUUAUAAAUCGACUAAAGCGGAGACACUUGUGUAAAAGUAGUAGU
Scaptodrosophila lebanonensis is the source of this 810-nucleotide messenger RNA. RefSeq lists its product as uncharacterized. NCBI's taxonomy places the organism in Eukaryota, Metazoa, Arthropoda, Insecta, Diptera, Drosophilidae. The transcript is spliced from 3 exons. The record is from RefSeq and is a predicted model, not a curated record. Bases 69 to 533 code for a protein of 154 amino acids.